This is a messenger RNA of Poeciliopsis prolifica (blackstripe livebearer), 7355 nucleotides long. RefSeq names its product hypermethylated in cancer 2 (gene hic2). Gene Ontology annotation, cellular component: nucleus. Gene Ontology annotation, molecular function: RNA polymerase II cis-regulatory region sequence-specific DNA binding; protein binding; DNA-binding transcription factor activity, RNA polymerase II-specific. Lineage: Eukaryota; Metazoa; Chordata; Actinopteri; Cyprinodontiformes; Poeciliidae. Bases 140 to 1900 code for a protein of 586 amino acids. Gene Ontology annotation, biological process: regulation of transcription by RNA polymerase II. The transcript is spliced from 2 exons. The record is from RefSeq and is a predicted model, not a curated record.
UCAUAAGCUUGCAACAUGGCGUCCCGAAGGCUGUGAGAUGAGCAGGAGGAUGGUAAAGAACGCCUGAGAACGGUCCUACCGAUGUAAAAAGCUUUAGGUGGUGCACGUGUAGGAAGACAGAGAGAGAAGGAAGGAGGAAAUGGAACUGCCAAAUCAUGCCAAACAACUGCUACUGCAACUCAACCAGCAGAGAGCCAAGGGAUUCCUCUGUGAUGUCAUCAUUGUGGUGGAGAACGCUCUCUUUCGCGCCCACAAGAACAUCCUGGCAGCCAGCAGCAUUUACUUCAAAUCUCUGGUCCUCCACGAUAACCUUAUUAACCUCGACACGGAGAUGGUGAACCCCUCCGUGUUCAGACAAGUCCUGGACUUUAUCUAUACUGGAAAGCUCCUGUCGUCGUCAGACCAGAGCAGCGAGCAGAACUUCAGUGCCCUCUUGACCGCAGCCAGCUACCUCCAGCUACAUGACCUCGCUGCUCUGUGCAGAAAGAAGCUCAAGCGGAGUAGUGGGAAGCCCCUACCAGGAAAACCCUCCACCCCAGGUCCACUCAGCCGCUUGCGCCUCAACAACCAGCGUCUCUCCUCUUCUACCCCUGCUGGUCCCAACAACCACUAUCCUCCGACCCCUUCUGAUGCCGACCAACCACAGCCAGAUGAAGGCCUUCGGGACAAACUGUCAGAUGAUGAAAUGUUUGUUGGGAGCUCUGGGAAAACUGGGAAUGGGGGAAAUGGCAGCAGUAACGGUAAUCUCAGCAGUGGGGCAAGUGCUGGAGAGCCAGAUCUUGGGUUAGAUCUGUCCAAGAAGAGUCCUCACUCUGCUGGCACAGCCACUGAUGCCCUCAGCCCACACAGCAACUCCCAAGAAUCCCCGCAAUCUGCCUCAGUAUCCACAACCAACAGUGCCUCGUUGGAUGACUCCUCAACCACCCUGCCAGGUGUAGACACAUGCAUCUCAGAGAACAUGGAACUAAAUUCCUCCAAGACGCCAGAUGACUCCCUAAACCAGCCCGAGGGCCCGCCACCCCAGAAAAAGACUCGACAUGCUGCUCGUAAGAACGAAUGGCCCAAAAAAGAGGCAUUAGGGUUGAAGUCUGAAGAACAUGACAGGCCUUUGGUCAACGGAGUGAUUGUAGGUCCUAAAGACGGCCGCUCCUCUGGUGCUGGUGGAGGCAGUGGUAACAGCUUUGCAUCUGACCAGUCCUUCCAGUGCAAAGAUGAGGAAGAAGGGGGAGAAAAUGGCCAGGACCACAGUGAAGAAAGUGGUCAGAGUGAUGGAGAGAGUGCAGGAGGUGGAGGAGGAGCAGGAGGCGGACACCAUAGCGCCAACUAUGUGUACCGGCAGGAAGGUUUUGAGCCAGCAUUUGGGGACAACCUCUAUGUGUGCAUUCCCUGUGGUAAGGGCUUCCCCAGCUCUGAGCAGCUCAACGCUCAUGUGGAGACCCACACUGAAGAUGAGCUCUACAUCAAAGAAGAGGGAGGGACCUUUGUGAAAGAAGAGGAUGAGGAGGAGGCGGAGGAUCUCUCUGCCCCUGUCGGUCCCUCCAGCUUUGCCUCCGAAACGCGUCCCUUCAAGUGUACCGUGUGCAGCAAGAGCUACAAAGACCCCGCAACUCUGAGGCAGCACGAAAAGAGCCACUGGCUGACCCGGCCCUUCCCCUGCAACAUUUGUGGAAAAAUGUUCACCCAGAGGGGAACCAUGACGCGCCACAUGCGUAGCCACCUGGGCCUCAAGCCAUUCGCAUGUGAAGAGUGCGGCAUGCGGUUCACACGGCAGUACCGCCUAACGGAGCACAUGCGAGUUCACUCUGGGGAGAAGCCGUACGAAUGCCAGCUAUGCGGCGGGAAGUUCACCCAGCAGCGCAACCUCAUCAGUCACCUGAGAAUGCACACCUCACCCUCUUAGAAACGCAUCAAGCCAAAGAACUACAGGAAGAGAGAAAAAGGAACAUUUCUCCACCUUUUUUCCAUCUCAGAAGCAAAGAAAUGCACACACAACAUACACACAGUUCUUGAAUCUGAUUCCAGUUUACGACACCCUGGCUGAGUGAACGGUGUAGCUGCUUGCCACAGUGCGCUCUCUUGGUGACGGUGGGAUCCCAUUGAUGCAAGGAUAGGGUCAUCGGUUAUAGCGAAUGACAAGUGCUCGCCUCUCAGGAGUUUUUCGAGGGACUAUUUACUUGCGUCUCUCUCCAAAGUCACAAAGCCAUGGUGGAGAGGCACAGUUGGUUAAAUGUGAAUGUGGGCACCUCGUACCCAUCAGCCGCCUUCCUCUCUUCAUGGUUUAAGCAUUAAAUCUUAAGAGUUUUUUCCCCACUGUUCCUAAAACAACUUUUGACCAAAAAGAAGUAGGUGCAAACAAAACUGGCAAUAAUUCAGCAAAAAGAAAAUUUUUACCCUGACAGCUUUAUAUCCUUUAUGAUGUUGGUGAUGCUAUAUGUAUGAAAGAGGAGGGGUAACUGGGUAUGGGACCAUCUCUGUGCUUUACCUGAAAGUCUAGAAAGAGGGAAAGAAAAGCUUUUCUCAGGAGGACAUGUUUGUUUGUAGAAGAUAACAAAUACUCUGUGUCCUCUCUGUGGCUGUUUGCAUUGAUGUAGACGAGAGUUUUCAUUCAAUUUUGUUUCUUUAGAUUUGCCUGCUAGAGCUCCAAGGAAAGAAGCUGGAAAGAGAAAACCCCUUGUGGUAGUACUCAUACUUUAAAAGCUUGUCAUGUUUCAGUGAAUGUUUUAAACUGGAAGGUCUUGGGAUUUUUCUGGUCAAGUGCGGGUGGGGGUCGGGGUUGUUGGGCAGGGAGGGAGGUUUAAAGGGGUGUUUUAAACCUAAUGCUAUGUUCAGUGGGUACGUCAUAUUUUUCUGUAUAGCUUUCCUCCCCUUGGAAAAAAAAAAAAAAAGAAGUCUAUUUAUAUAUAGGCUUGUGACCUCGCUACCUCUGAUUACUCUUUUGAACUCUGUCGAUUUAGUUAAAAGUUGCUUAUGUAAUUAAUUGUAAAAAGUGUGUAGAUUAUGUAACUUCUCACCCAAUGCUUUAACCUGCCCAUCUCUCAACACAGGUUUUUGACGCUCAUAGAUUUUACACAUUCUGAUUGUCUCUAGCUAAUAUUUGUACUCGUCAAGAUAUAACUUCUCUUUUUUUUUUUUUUUUUUUCUUUUUUUAUGUUUUUGGGACCCAGGUCACCGUGGCCCCCAAUUCAAAGUGUACUGUAGCGUCCAGCCUGGAGCAAAUAGUGGUUCGUUGGUUAGUUUUAGAUGUAUAGUGUUCCAAAGAUCUUAUGAAUGUUGAGGAGAACUGAACUAACUAACAAACAUUGCUAGACAAGUUCAUAACCAAAGUUUUUAAAAAAAAGAUGUACUUAAGAUAUAUAGCAUACUAAAUUAUUUCUCUUUUGAUUUCUUUUAUUGCUGUAUAAAACAAAAUAAGAAUUAUCUUCUAAAGUGCAGACAAAGAAAUCCACUCUUUUUGUGAUUGUUUUGGCCAAUAACUCUGAGGUUCUGGUGAUGGUUCUGGUGGUUUUGCAAGGAAAAGCUUGUGCUGAUUGGUGGGCUGGUGGGGAUGUAAACACUUUACCACCUGAUGGGGUUCUGGAGUGACUGGUAAAGUCUAAGACAUGUUCACUGAGCAUGUUUAUCCCAUUUCUGUUAUUUUGUUUGUAUCCAGAGUCCUUAUCACUUUAUAUUCUCUGACUUUUAAAAGCAGGACUUGAUGACAGUUUGUGUUCUGUUCAGACCAAAAAAAAAAAGAAAAAAAAAAAGAGUAGGAUCUAUAAUCAGAAUUUUAAUGUGAAGUUUAAGUUACUCAAGUCUUUUCAAUUUCUCUGAGCCGAAUUUGUGAAAACCUGUCAUUUAAAAAAAAGGAGAAGCAGAGAUGCACUGGACAGCUUUAUAGUUAUAUCACUAAAGAUGACUUAAGUUAUUUUAAACUGUUGUUGAUGUACAUCUCUCAUGAAACUUUUAGAUGUACCUCAACAACAGCAACCAGAGACUGGCUCUGGGUCACUUCGCCCCUCCGCUAAUUUGUACCUCAAUUUCAUCUCUUCCUGUGUAUCUGAAGCUGAUAGUUCACGCUGUGAUUUCAAAAACCUGACUGGACUAGAACAGGUCAGGCUGUGUGAACGUGAUACAUCAUCCUGAUAGUAAUCCUUAUCAUACUGUAAGAAGUCUGUGUGUGCAAUUAAUUACGAGAGCAGGGUAACACAAACACUAGUAUCAAUCCGACAAUGCCUGGACUACAAGCUGCAGGCCUUAACUCUUUCAAGCUCUGAAAAGGAGAGGAGUAUGCAGAAAAUGAGACAGCUGUGUAAGCGCUGAUGACUGCAGAAAGGAGGACAGUAAUAAGUUAGUUCUUUCUGCAAUCAAACGUCAGAAUUUUCCCAGGAAACGUCUGAGGUACAAUAUUUUACAUUGUACCUAAAAUAUUUGUUGUGGGGCAGCUUUGGUUAUACGCCUGCAAAGUUGUAUUUUGUUUCAGAAGGGAAAUCAAUUCCACAUUUGGAAUCGAGUUUUGAACUAUUAGACAUUUUUUAUUUUCACUUCAAGUUGUGAAUUAUUUCCAGAAAAAAUGGUUAUAAAUCUACCGGCAUCUCAAUGUAAUGCCUAAGGUUCUUGUCCCUGUUUGGGUCACAACCAAUAAAUCAAUAAAGAUCAAAACUUCAAAUGUACAAAAUGGCGAAGGGGCGAAUUAUUUAGUACUCGUGGGGAAUGGCUUGUUUCUUGUUUGUCUGUUUCUCUGCUCAGUGUAUCCACUCUGAAAACUCUCACUGUGGAUCAUUAACCUUCACUACAAGUUUUUGUUAUAGGCAUUCCUCUGUAAUGUUGAAUUUUAACUACCCUCUUGAGUUGAUAUUUUUUGGUAAUACUUCCUUCAUCCUCUUGUUAAGGUUCUGUGAAAUGUUUUUUCCAGCGUUGCAGCUGAAGCUCCGUUUGUAGGUACCUGCAUCCUGGACUCCCAGAGUUGUUUCCUAAUUUAACAUUGACUUUCUUGUUGUUCUGCAUGGUACAUGGGAAUUUUUCACACUCCCCUCCCCUCUUCAAACAACAAACAUGUUAUUUAUCACCUGUGACCUCUCUUGGCUAAAGAGGGAGUCCUCAAUGCAUUGCCUUCAAACGUUAUUGUACGUGUCAGCACUAGGUGCACUGCAGCACGAUGUCUGUAAUGCAAAAGGUGUUUGUACAUUAUCUUUAGCCAUCUCUGCAAAGAUUUUUUUUUUUUUGCAGCUGCAUUUAAAUGCUUGCUUGUUUGUCAAAACGAAGAAAAAAAAAACUCCAAACUGUGACCAUACUACUACUAUUACUACUAGUACUACUACUCUUCAAGUACUUCAGGGAUUGUUCUGCGUGUGUGAACACAGGCUUUCAGCUACAUUUGUUAGAUAAAGCAUUGUAUCAGUUUCUCUGUAUUUUAGACUUUGGAGAAGCAAAAAAAAAAAAAAAACACUAGUUUCAUAUUAAGAUGAAUAGGGGGGAAUCUUUUUCAACUAACACAAAAAGCCUUGACAAAAGGCGAGGCAGCUCAAAACAAAGUCUACAUUUUUAGUUAGUUACACAGUACGUGCAGAAAUGGGUGCAAAGUUGUACAAAAAAAAACUUAGAAGAAAUAAUAAUUAAAAAAAAAAGCUCAUACCCAAAUUCACAAACUAUUUUUUAAACCAAAGCACAUUUGAAUGAUUAUGGAACCAUGUGUGGCUCUAAAAAAUAAUAAAAAAAAAAGAAACAUAUGUAUUUAUCUCAUUGUUUACAUGAACUUUUACAGUUUUACAGACCUCACUCGAGGCUCGGCCAGUCAAAGAUUUUUACUUUACGUUUUCUCAUGUGUGCGUGUGUAAUUAAGACGCUUUUCCACAGACGUUGCUGCCAAAACAGAAGCAUAGCAUUAAACAUGGGGUGAACUGCUGCAUAUUCAAUUAGGGGGAGGGUGUGUGGUGUCUCCUCCCUGCCAGCUGGCUUUGGGGUGACCCUGCACCCCGUUCUCCUGCCCUCUGGCCCGUCUUCAGAUGGGACUUCAGGGAGUGGUGGGGGAAGUGGGCAGUGCAUCUUUGACGUAUUAAUCAAAAAGGCAUUGUUGGUCGGGGUCUGUUAGCUUAAUGUUGUCUCUGUGUUUACCCAAACAAGGUCAAGGCGUUACUUCUCUGCUUAAGCCUUUCUAAAUGGCCAUCUUACAUGGUACACCUCUUACCGGCCGCUGUCUUUAAAACCCUUUCGGAGAAUGUAGCACGAUUUGUUUUUUUUUUUUACUUCUUUCUUUUUGUUCUUUGCAUGUAAACGGGCUCAUCAGGUAGUCUUAACUGUGAAUCUUAAUUGUUUUUGUUUCAUACUUUACACUUUUCCUGUAUUUUGUGGACAAAAGCAGCACAAACCUCUGGCUGGCCGAGCCUCAAACAACAUUGGCGCAAACACUUAUUGACAGUGUUCUGUUUUUGUUUUGUUUUUUUCUUCUGGUUUUUAUUUUUUAAUCAAAUGUCUAUUGUCGGUGAUGAAUGUAUUUAUUUCCGGGGCCUGCCUUCACCUCUCUAAAGAAUUUUCUCAGUGUGUGAGACUGAGGUGGAGGCGGGACCCCCUUUCUUUUUUUCAUUGUUUUUGUUUUGAUGACUUUCAAGCUGAAUCUUAAAUGAGACUCAAACAUAGCCAUUAACCACAAUCUGUGAAGACUUUUUUGUGUGUGGGAGAGCUGAUGUAUUUUUUUUUCCAACUUAAAACAAAAUGGUCUAUGGCAUUUACACCUGACAGUCUGUAGAGUUUUUUUUUUUUUUUUUUUUCAAUUUUCAUUUGUUUAAUUGAGUGGGAUUUUUGCCCCACAUUGUCUUGAGUUCUCACUAAUUGGACACAGAGGGGACGUGAACUUUGACCUCCUCCUAUGUGUUUGUCUGUGGACCUGAGCAGGAUGCUGUUGCUGCCUGUGCAGAGCGGAGGCUACUGUAUGUUUUAAAACUUGCUCUCCCUGGGUGUUGCCAUGAUGCUGAAGAAAAUAAAACUAUAUAAAGCAGAAACAUGCACACAAUUCACGUUUUUCCUCUUGAAAAUUAAGUCUCUUGUCUUAAACUUCCAUCUUUUUGUUUUCCAGUGUCUCUUAUCUCCACUUUAGCAUAUAUGUUUUGUUUUAGAAAUGUUGGAUGAGAUAGCUUUACUAAGUGCACUUUGUAUGUUUUCUAAAGCUUCUGAGAGAACUCAGAGGCUCUCAUAUCAGCUCCGAUUUACCUGACGGUUUCUUCUUUCUCUUCUUACCUCAUCAUUAUUGUUUGCUAAUACUAACUAAAACCCAUAUCAUUAUGCAGUGUUAGAAAAGCUUUAAAAUGACACAUGAAGCAGGAAUCCCCUCUGAGAGAGUGUGCAGUUCUUUCGUUGCUCUUUAGCUACUUUUGCGAUCCACC